Humulus lupulus (European hop) is the source of this 5063-nucleotide messenger RNA. Its product is annotated as auxin response factor 19-like. Gene Ontology annotation, cellular component: nucleus. Gene Ontology annotation, molecular function: protein binding; DNA binding. Lineage: Eukaryota; Viridiplantae; Streptophyta; Magnoliopsida; Rosales; Cannabaceae. The transcript has 13 exons. The coding region runs from base 1043 to 4444 and encodes 1133 amino acids. Gene Ontology annotation, biological process: response to hormone; regulation of DNA-templated transcription. The record is from RefSeq and is a predicted model, not a curated record.
GAUAGUAAGAGAGUGUGUAUUUGAUGUCGGGUUGUAGAGUUUGACAUAAAAUAUUAAUGGUCAAGAAAAGAAAAAGCUGUCUGAGCUUUGCUACUCGACCUCUGAUUUCUCGGCGACAAGUCAGUCUAUUCCACCUUGAUCUCGUCGACAACUCCCUGUUCACAAAUCCACUCUUCCCCAAGAACAACAUUUUUUUUUCUUUCUUUUUUCUCCUUUGGGAGUGGAGGAGAGGGAGCAAAAGAGCAUAUUAAUCAAAAGAGAAUUUUUAGUUCGAUUGUCGUUCCCAUAUGAGUUUUCCAUUUUUGGGUCGUCGUUCGUUUUCUCCAGCUUCUAUAUUUUGAUUCCCUUUUCGGUUCUGAAACUUGUCUCUGCUGGGUUUGGUUCAGUGGGUGUGUUCUCUUUUUGUUUUUUUUUGGCAAAUGAGUACGGGCUUUUGUUUUUUCGAAAGUGGGUUUUGAUUUCGAGUUGGGGCUGUGUUUAUGGCUGGAAAUGGAAUCCACACUACCAGAUAAUACUAAAACACUUCGUGGGUUCGAAUGUUUCUCUUAGACGGUUAUGAAAAUUUCCCCCCUUUAUCUCUUUAAAUUUUUUAUCUGGGUAGAUGGGAAAAGUCCCAUUACGGGGAUUUAAAGGAACUGAGAAGUGUAAGCAACUCUUCUUAGCUGUAGUUUAAAAAAAAUCCUUAAAAGGUUGAGUUUGGAUACUGGGAAAGUGACUGGAAUGAAAAGCUAAUGUUGAGAUUAUUCCAUUUGGUAAAAGCUCGGAGAAAAAGUAGCUGAUUCUUGAAUUUUCGGUUGAGAGCUGAAGUUUCAUCACCUGGGUUUGGAAAAGUAAGUUGUGGGGGUCUCUCUCUUUCCUCUUCAUCUUUUUUCUUUGGUUGCGUAACAUUAAAGGUGAUUCGUUGAGACCCCCGUGUGGAUUGCUCGAAUUAGUGGUACUGCAAAUUUUGAGUAAUUGGGUCAGAGAUAAACCAUCUUUAUGGUAAAGAAUUUGAGAGCAUUUAAUUGAUUUUCUGAACAAGAUAUAAAUCUUAUCUGCCAGCAUGAAGGCUCCUCCAAACGGGUUUUUGGCCACUGCUGGAGAAGGAGAGAGGAAGAGUAUCAAUUCGGAGUUAUGGCAUGCUUGUGCUGGGCCACUCGUUUCUUUGCCCCCAGUUGGAAGUCUCGUGGUUUACUUCCCUCAAGGCCACAGCGAACAAGUUGCAGCUUCAAUGCAGAAGGAGACUGAUUUUAUUCCCAACUACCCCAACCUUCCUUCAAAAUUGAUUUGCAUGCUCCACAAUGUCACAUUACAUGCUGAUCUAGAAACAGAUGAGGUUUAUGCACAAAUGACACUCCAGCCUGUAAAUAAACAUGACAGAGAAGCGUUACUGGCAUCUGAUAUGGGCCUCAAGCAAAACAGACAACCUUCAGAGUUUUUCUGUAAAACUCUUACAGCUAGUGACACUAGUACCCAUGGUGGGUUUUCUGUGCCUCGACGUGCAGCUGAGAAGAUCUUUCCACCUUUGGAUUACUCAAUGCAACCACCUGCUCAAGAACUAGUUGCUCGAGAUUUGCAUGAUAAUACAUGGACAUUCAGGCAUAUCUAUCGCGGCCAACCAAAGAGGCAUCUGCUGACUACAGGUUGGAGUGUCUUUGUUAGCACUAAAAGACUCUUUGCUGGAGAUUCUGUUCUUUUUAUAAGGGACGAAAAAUCACAAUUGCUUUUGGGUAUAAGGCGUGCUACAAGACAACAGCCUGCUCUCUCUUCAUCAGUCAUUUCCAGUGAUAGCAUGCAUAUUGGAAUUCUAGCUGCUGCAGCUCAUGCUGCUGCAAACACCAGCCCAUUUACAAUCUUUUACAACCCCAGGGCAAGCCCAUCUGAGUUUGUGAUACCAUUAGCAAAAUACAACAAAGCUAUGUACACACAAGUUUCGCUUGGCAUGCGAUUCAGAAUGAUGUUUGAGACCGAAGAGUCUGGAGUACGCAGAUACAUGGGUACUGUCACUGGUGUAAGUGAUUUGGACCCUCUUCGAUGGAAAUCUUCACAAUGGCGAAAUCUUCAGGUUGGGUGGGAUGAGUCAACAGCAGGUGAACGGCCUAGCAGAGUUUCAAUCUGGGAAGUUGAACCAGUUGUAACUCCUUUCUACAUAUGUCCACCUCCAUUUUUCAGACCUAAGUUCCUCAAACAACCUGGGAUGCCAGAUGAUGAAUCUGACAUGGAAAAUGCUUUUAAGAGAGCUAUGCCUUGGCUGGGAGAUGACUUUGGCAUGAAGGAUACUUCGAGCACAAUUUUUCCUGGUUUGAGUUUAGUGCAAUGGAUGAACAUGCAACAAAAUAAUCAGCUUUCUGCUGCGCAGUCUGGAUUUUUUCCACCGAUGGUCUCUUCAUCUGGCAUGCCCAAUAACCUCGGUACUGAUGAUCCAUCCAAGUUACUGAGUUUUCAAGCCCCUGUCAUGUCUGGGACAAAUGUCCCAUUGAGUAAGGCAACUCCAUCAAACCAAAUGCAACAGCCACCAGUAACAUGGCCACAGCAGCAGCAGCAACUACAGCAGCAACAACAGCAGCAGCAGCAACAACAGCAGCAGCAGCAGCAAUUGCAUCAAUUAUUACAGACUCCUGCUAACCAACAGCAGCAGAAUUACUCCCAGCAGCAGCUGCAACAGUUAUUACAGUCUCCUCCAAACCAGCAGCUGCAGAAUCACUCACAAAACCAGCAGUUGCCACAGCAACGGCAGCAGCAUCAAGAACCUCCACAGCAUCAACAGCUUCAGCAGCAGCAGUCAAACCAGCAACAGAUAUGUCAAUCACUUGUAAAUAAUGGUGUUGGUUCAACUAAUCAGAUUCCUAAUCAAAGUUUGCAGCAACCAGUUAUGUUCUCUCAGCAUCAACAACAACAAUUAGUCACAGGCAAUGCCCAAUCCCAGCAAAGUGGGUACUCUAGCAAGAAUUCAGUUCAGUUGACAUCACUACCAAUGGACUCACAGUUUCAGCAACAAAUGGAGCUGCAAUCAAAUCUUUUUCAAAAGCAGCAGCAGCCUACCCAUUUACAACAAAACCAACUACAAUUUUUACAGCAUAACCUGCCUCAGAGGACACAGCAGCAGUCACAAUCACAACAAUUGUCACAACAGGGACUUUCAGAACAACAGAGUCAGUUGCAGCUAAUUCAAAGAUUGCAGCAACAGCAGCAGCAGCAGUUACUCUCCCCUUCGAGUUCACAUUUGCAGUCUCAACUGCUGCAACAACAGGGAAACCAGCAAAAUCAGCAGUUACAAUCAUUGCCUCUUUCUCAACAUCAGCAACCAUUGAACAGCAACAGCUUUUCAACAGAGAAGCUUUUGAACAUCAACAACUUCUCCACUUCAACACUAACACAAUCACAACAGAUUCCUACUAGCCAACCUCAGAGCCAGCACAAGCCUCUGGUGGUAAUCAGAGCCAACUCUGGUCUUACAGAUGGAGAUGCUCCAUCUUGUUCAACCUCUCCAUCCACUAAUAAUUGUCAAAUUUCUCCAUCAAACCUUUUGAACAGAAACCAGCAUGGACAAGCCAUGUUAAUUGGAGAUCCAGUGGUGGAACCAGCUAACAAUUUGCUUCAAGAGCUUCAGAGCAAGACUGAUGUUCGGAUUAAACAUGAAUUCCCUGGUUCAAAAGGACCAGACCAGCUUAAAUAUAAAGGAAGCAUUCCUGAUCAUCUGGAAGCUUCCUCUUCCGGGACAUCCUACCUGGAUGCUAGUACAAUCCAGCAGACUUUUCCACUCCCUACCUUCUGUCUGGAUGGUGAUGUCCAAUCAAAUCAUCGUAACAAUCUUUCUUUUGGAGCUAAUAUUGAUGGGUUGACACCAGAUACUUUGUUGUCUAGAGAAUAUGACUCUCAGAAAGAUCUUCAGAACUUGCUUUCUAAUUGUGGUGGUGCUCCAAGAGAUAUUGAGACUGAGUUGUCCACUGCUGCAAUCAGCUCUCAGUCGUUUGGGGUGCCAAACAUGAGUUUCAAGCCUGGAUGCUCAAGUGAUGUUGCCAUCACUGAUGCUGGGGUUUUGAGCAAUGGAUUGUGGGCUAGCCAAGCUCAACGAAUGAGAACAUACACAAAGGUUCAAAAGCGUGGUUCUGUUGGAAGAUGUAUUGAUGUCACCCGCUAUAAAGGGUAUGAUGAACUCAGGCACGACUUGGCUCGCAUGUUUGGAAUUGAAGGGCAACUAGAAGAUCCACAGAGGACUGACUGGAAGCUCGUCUAUGUAGACCACGAAAAUGACAUACUUCUUGUUGGUGAUGAUCCGUGGCAGGAAUUUGUAAGCUGUGUUCAAAGUAUAAAAAUACUAUCAUCUGUUGAGGUACAGCAAAUGAGUUUGGAUGGAGAUCUGGGUCAGGUCCCAGUUCCAAACCAAGCUUGUAGUGGAACUGACAGCGGAAAUGCAUGGAGAGGACAGUAUGAGGAUACGUCAGCAGCCUCAUUUAAUCGUUAAGAACUAUGUCUCUUCUCUCAUGAAGAGUUGCCCUUCACUUUACAUCCCCCAGUAAUACUAGCGGACAUGAGCCCUUUCAUACAAGGCAAUGAUAACGCAGCUAGGGAAUGUUUGAAAGGUUCAUUGAUCUUCAUCCCACAUGCUUCCACCAUCGAGGAUUCAAGGUCUGAUUCAAUGUGUCAGUAACACGAGGGCGGGCCGAUUAUAUUAAUUUAAUAGGUCAGGAGAAUUGCAUUAAGCUUUUAGGCAGGGAGGGAGUGUUUGGUUGCCAUGCUACACCAAGACAAGUGGGAUUUUGGCAGUUGCACAUGCACUAUGCAGGGCUGGAAAUGGUGUACAAUAUAUAAGCCUUCUAACUAUUUUUAGACUGAUUUAAUCAGUUUGUAAAUGCUGUGGUACUAAACAGUCACGGGUCAAAUAUGUAGUAACUGUAGGGACUCUUUUGUGAUGUAUGGCACUUUUUUUUGGCCAACUCUUUGACGUUUCCACGUUGAUCACAACAAAAAAAGAAGAAACAUUCCUGAUUGAAUAGUAGUCGUAACACAAGUUUUCAGCUUGUAAACCUACAUUUACUUAUGACGUGGAAGAAAUACUUAAUACAGAUAUCAACUUCUUUUUA